Messenger RNA from Theobroma umbraticum, 1116 nucleotides. Its product is annotated as COP9 signalosome complex subunit 5b-like. NCBI's taxonomy places the organism in Eukaryota, Viridiplantae, Streptophyta, Magnoliopsida, Malvales, Malvaceae. Gene Ontology annotation, molecular function: protein binding; metallopeptidase activity. The record is from RefSeq and is a predicted model, not a curated record.
GUCCAAGCCCAAGAACAGCGGAGGAGUUUCGGGCCAACCGACCCUCCUCGCAUCGGCGGGGCUUGUGAUCUUGAUAUAAAAGGGUAAAACCCUUCUGCCUUGGGUGCCGCGGUGGGGGCUGGAACUGCGAGCAUGGAUUCCGCGAUAGCCCAGAAAAGAUGGGAAUUAGAGAACAACAUCCUGACAGUGGACACGCCAGACCCUUCAUCGGACUCGAUAUUCUUCUACGACGAGGCCGCUCAAGCCAAGUUCCAACAAGAGAAGCCUUGGGCGAAUGAUCCCCACUACUUCAAGCGCGUUAAGAUCUCUGCCCUCGCUCUACUCAAGAUGGUUGUCCACGCCCGAUCUGGUGGCACCAUCGAGGUCAUGGGCCUGAUGCAAGGCAAGACCGACGGCGACGCCAUCAUUGUCAUGGACGCCUUUGCUCUGCCUGUUGAAGGGACGGAGACUAGGGUUAAUGCUCAGGCUGAUGCCUAUGAGUAUAUGGUUGAUUAUUCCCAGACCAACAAGCAGGCUGGACGAUUGGAGAAUGUUGUUGGAUGGUACCACUCUCAUCCCGGGUAUGGAUGCUGGCUGUCUGGUAUUGAUGUUUCAACCCAAAUGCAAAACCAGCAGUUUCAGGAGCCCUUCCUGGCAGUUGUUAUUGAUCCAACAAGGACUGUUUCUGCUGGAAAAGUUGAGAUUGGAGCUUUCAGGGCAUACCCUCAAGGAUAUAAGCCUCCCGAUGAUCCUAUCUCUGAGUAUCAGACCAUUCCUCUGAAUAAGAUUGAAGACUUUGGUGUUCACUGUGAACAGUAUUAUUCAUUGGAUAUCACUUAUUUCAAGUCCUCUCUUGAUUGCCACCUCUUGGAUCUGCUAUGGAAUAAGUAUUGGGUAAAUACCCUUUCUUCUUCACCUCUCUUGGGCAGUGGAGAUUAUGUUGCAGGACAAAUUUCAGAUUUAGCUGAAAAGCUGGAGCAAGCAGAGAAUCAAUUGGCUCACUCUCGCAUUGGCCCACUAGGACCCCCUCGAAAGAAGGAGGAAGAAUCGCAGCUUGCUAAGAUUACUAGAGAUAGUGCAAAGAUAACUGUGGAGCAAGUCGAUGGUUUAAUGUCGCAGGUGACUAGCUGUUCCAGA